Messenger RNA from Hippoglossus stenolepis (Pacific halibut), 2107 nucleotides. Its product is annotated as protein CFAP210. NCBI's taxonomy places the organism in Eukaryota, Metazoa, Chordata, Actinopteri, Pleuronectiformes, Pleuronectidae. The record is from RefSeq and is a predicted model, not a curated record. Bases 180 to 1751 code for a protein of 523 amino acids. The transcript is spliced from 10 exons.
ACAAAUCCACACUGACGUGGCUGUAACAUUGGCAACAGUACAAGUUUAUUUUAUCGUCUUUUUAAAUAGAUAAUAUAUGUGAUAAAAAGGACCUCCGAGGUUCAGCUCAGCCGCCGGAGAGGAUCCAGUAGAAGAGCUCUUCAGUGGGUCCUGGUGGACAAACAGAGGAAACCAGCAAGAUGUUCCAGGCACCUGAUCUCCGACAAGUCACCGUGUUGACCAAGGCUGAAUGGAAGAGGGUUCAAAAUGAAGUCAACCAGGGUGAUAGAGGCAAGGAGAGUAUGAGAGAGGCAGAGAACCAGAGAAAAGCCCUGCACCUGCAGUCAAAACAGAUGGUGAAAGAGUGGCCAGACACCAUCGCUAAUCAAAGGCAAAAGAAGCUGGAGGCGAAGAAGAUCCGGGAACAGAUCGAGGAAGAGAAAAGGAAACAGAUGGAUAUAGAGGAGGCCGAAUACAAGGAUCAACAACGUAAAGAGGCCGUGGAGAAAGCCAAGACUCAGCUCUACUAUCAAACCGACCAAGUCAAAGGAUUACAUAGUGCUCUCUUGAUGACAGAGGUGUUGAAGGAGAGGGAGGCUCAGAUUGAGCUGAAGAAAAGGAUAAAGAGUGCCUCUAAAGAUGUGGAAAAAGAAUUCAUCAAUUUUGAGGGGACCAGAAAGGACGAAGCUCUGAGGCAGGAGGAAGAGAAAGCAGUCCAGAGGAAGCUUGAGAAACUGGCUAUUGCAGAGGAGCUGAAAAAUCAGAUGAAGAAACAUGAGUUGGCCAGAGAGCGACAAGAGAAAGAGAACAAGAAGGACGGAGAGGAAAACCUUCGCCUUCAUGAGCUCUAUCUGUUGGAGCAGAGAAUGGAGGAAGAAAGACAAGAAGAGCAGAAGAGAAACCUGAAGCAAGCUCAACUGGAACAUGUCACUAAAAGAGACAUGAUGAGAGCAGCAGAGGCCCAAAAACAGGCGGCUGAGGAGGAGCAGAGGAAACUGUUUCUCUCUGCGAAACAAAAAAUGAUGAAGUUAAGGAAAGAGAAAGAAACUGAAUUGUUCAGAGAGGCCCAGAGGCAGAAAGAGGGGCUCAUGAAGAAACUGACAGACCAACAGCAGGAGCAAACUGUGAACGAGGAUCAGAGGAUCGCCAAGGCCGUCGCCGAACAGGAGGCCAGACGUGAGCAGCAGCUGAGGGAGGAGGAGGAGAAGAGGACUGAAGUGUUGAAGUCCAUCACUGAACACAGGCAACUGAUGAGACAAGAAACGGAGCAGAGGGACAAAGAAGACCAACAGAGAUCCAGAGACACGCAUGUGGCCAAGAAAGAGGCUGACCGCAUAUUUUGUGAGAAACAAAAAGCGAAGGCACAGAGGAUCAGAGAAGAUCUGAGAAAGAUACAAGACUGCAACUCAACACGAAUGGCUGCAAAAGCUGCCAGGCAACAGCACCUGAGACGGGAGGAAGAGGAGUUUGAGGCAAAGACCAGAGACCUCAUGGCUGAGGAAGAAAAGCAGUUUCUAAUCUAUUCACACAAGGUCAUCCAUGCAGCAGCAGAGGCUCAGCGAGACGUCCUCCCACUUUGCAAAGCUGCAGGUGAAGGGAUCGGAGGAGGGCUCGGUCCUGUGUUCGGGGGAGUCAGGCCCAGCUACAUGGUUCAGGACCGCAGCGGUGCUCAGAUGCCUAACUACAUCUCUGGUGCUACCCAGAACAUUAAAGAGCUUCAUGAGACAGUAGAUAUUCAAGAAGCAAAGAAGAGACUGGGGUUUAUGUGGUGAAGACUAAGAUGUUUGCAAGAGGAGUUGUUCCCAUCUCUCUCUCUCUCUCUCUGUCAUUCCCUGUCAUGUCAUUACUCAAGGCAUAAAAAUGUCUUCUUAUUAUUAUUUUUAUCUUCAUUAUGAUCAGAUUCCUUUUCUUAUUACUGUUUCAGUUUUUGCUCCUUGAGCAACCUAUCCUGCCAUUACUUUUGUGCAUGUGACCUUUAUCUCCUUUUUCCUUCAUAUUGAUUUUACUUUUAAUUUGUCACCUGUCUUUGCAUGUAUGCAGGGGGGGUCCUAAUCUACACUCAAACCAAUAAACUACAUUAAAAUGAAAUAAUAUGUGUUUAUGAAGGGUUUGUAAAUGUGUCCUGGAA